AAAGUCUUUUGCUCAGAAACAUUGGCAUUAUGUGUAGAACAUUGUCACAAAGAGGAUUUCUAAAUUUCAUUCGCAUUUUUCUGGGAUUUUCAUUUUAUAGAUUGACAACACUAAAGAAUGACUUCUAUCUUCAUGUUUACCUGCUUUGUGAUGUGUGUUGUAUGUGGGACUGUUUGUUCGUUACCAUGUCUCACAGUCAAAUCAAAGCAAGAUUUUAACAAAGCCAGAGAUGCAUUAAAAAGCCUUGAAGAUUUCCUGAAAAACCAAGCAACUUCUAUAAACUCUAAAAUAGAGGCUUUAGACAAGGAUAUGACAUCGAUGGAAGAGGAUUUCAAACGGAGACAAUGGAUAAAGUACAACAACCACUGUUAUUACUUUGGAGAUGACAACGUUAUAUGGACUGAUGCAGAGAGAAAAUGCAGAGAAAUUGGUGGAUACUUAGUGAAGAUUGAUGAUUCCUCAGAAAACAGUUGGAUACAACAGCAAAUUAGUAAGGACAUUAGUAUGUAG
This is a messenger RNA of Mytilus trossulus (common blue mussel), 510 nucleotides long. Its product is annotated as CD209 antigen-like protein E. Bases 118 to 510 code for a protein of 130 amino acids. The transcript is spliced from 4 exons. The record is from RefSeq and is a predicted model, not a curated record. NCBI's taxonomy places the organism in Eukaryota, Metazoa, Mollusca, Bivalvia, Mytilida, Mytilidae.